UCAAAGAUCAAAUACCCGAAUCACCCUUCGCUGUUUCCAUUUCAUUCUCCCAGUUUAUACCUCUCCAUCGUCGAUUUCAAUCUCCAUUAUUCCUCCAUCUUCAACCCUAAUUCCGCCGAGAUCUCCGAUUACCAGUCCAGCCAUGGUCUGCAUACGCAAGGCGGUUGUUGACGACCUUAUGGCAAUGCAAGCCUGCAACCUAUUUUGCCUGCCGGAGAAUUACCAGAUGAAAUACUACUUCUACCAUAUUCUUUCCUGGCCUCAACUUCUUUACGUCGCCGAAGAUUACAACGGCCGGAUCGUCGGCUACGUUUUGGCUAAAAUGGAGGAAGAAAGCAACGAGUGCCAUGGACAUAUUACCUCACUUGCUGUGUUACGAACGCAUCGGAAGCUCGGUUUAGCUACUAAACUCAUGAGCGCGGCUCAGAACGCCAUGGAACAAGUUUAUGGAGCGGAAUAUGUCUCCCUCCAUGUGAGGAAGAGUAAUCGGGCUGCUUUUAAUUUAUAUACGGAGACUUUGGGGUAUAAGAUUCAUGAUAUUGAGGCGAAGUACUACGCGGAUGGUGAGGAUGCUUAUGAUAUGAGGAAGCAGCUUAAGGGAAAGCAAAUUCAUGGAACCGGGCACCACCACCACCACCAUCAUCAUCCUCACCAUCACCACCAUCAUGGUCAUGGUCAUGGACACGGGCAUCAGCAUGGUGGGGGGUGUUGUUCUGGCGGUGAUUCCGGGAGUGUUGCUGAGGUAAAAGCAGAGUCUAAGGGCAAUGCAUCGAAAGCGGACUCUAAGGCUAAUUAGAAAGCUGGAACAGAGUUGUUGAUUAAUACCCUGGCUGAGAAAUUCCAAUGGCUUUAACUUCACUAUUA
Cucurbita pepo subsp. pepo (vegetable marrow) is the source of this 864-nucleotide messenger RNA. NCBI's taxonomy places the organism in Eukaryota, Viridiplantae, Streptophyta, Magnoliopsida, Cucurbitales, Cucurbitaceae. The record is from RefSeq and is a predicted model, not a curated record.